CUGUAACAGGAAACUGUUACUUCCUGCUCCUGCUCAAUAGUGCUAAGUAUCUGACUGUGCUCAGGGGUGUUUAAACUAUAAGAUUUUUUACAAAUAGCAUUCGACAUAGAAACCUGGUUUACACACAGAACCAUGGUGCCAGUUCAGGAUGGGUUCCCCACAUCAGAGGAUACUUUGGCUCCUCUUCCACAGGACCAGGCUCAGUCUUCAGAUUGGGGACAUUCAAAGCGCAAUCUGAGACAGCAAGGCUCUCCAGGUCAUACUCGUAAACUGGGGAAGACGAGGAGGCAAAAGGACAAGAGGGGCUUCAAAGAUGAUGAGAAUCCAGAGGAAAGAGAGAAAAGGCAUAAAGAGCAGGAGUUAAUGCCUCUGUAUAAAGAAUUGCUGUAUACGAUUGCACACAAACUGGGCAAACCAGUUGCUGAGGAGGUGUUUGACGAGAGUCAGCUCCAUCAGUACAUUAGGGAGGCUUUCUCCCUGACAGAGACAGAACACUUAAACUUGUUGGACAAAGUGCAGGACACGGAGGCUCCAGUGUACUGUCUGAUGGUCACUGUGAAGGAGGCUAGGGGCAUUCUGGGAAAAGAUGUUAGUGGCUUCAGUGACCCUUACUGCCUGCUAACCAUUGUGCAUGAGAAGAAGGGGGGCAAAAGAAGCAGCUCACAGCCGAAGCCCAGGAAAGCAGUGAUUACAGGUGUGGUGCCAGCCGAGGAGAUCUAUCAAACGGAUAUCAAGAAGCAGACCAUCAACCCCGUUUGGAACCAGACUUUCAUAAUGGAAUUCAAAGACUGUGAAAGUGGAACCUUCAAUAUGGAAAUGUGGGAUAAGGAUGAGGAGUUGUCCUUAGGCCAGAAGCUGGAAGAGAUGAAGACCAACUUCCAGGGAUUUAAGAGGAUGAUCAAAGAGGCAAAGAAGGACAGGGGCCAGGAUGAUUUCCUGGGAAAUGUUGUGCUCAACCUGAAGGAUCUGCAUUGUACAGAGGACUGCUGGUACAUACUGGAGCCACGGACAGAAACGUACCCUGACAGAGGAAAAUGUCACUUACAGUUCAAGUUCAUCCACAAAGAGAGAGACGAGACCCUGAGUGCCGGUCGCUCCUCCUAUAUUAACUACUGUGGCAUCCUGCUGCAGUUUGUCCAGGCACACAUCUCCAAGCAGCAGCAGGGUAGUGGCACCUGGAAGGGAGAACUGUGUCGGGAGGGUCAGACCCUGCUGGAGCUGUAUGCUACACAGAAUGACCUCUCACCUUUCCUGCAAGACUUGUCGAAGUGGGUGGUGUACAGUAAACUGUACCAGAGUUUAGAGCUGGACUCUACAGUACUGUUUCAGCAGCUCACAAGUAUAGAGUACCAUUGGGGCCAACAGGAACUCCCUUAUCAGCAGAAACAGGAACUGGGGGACUCUCUGCAUGACUUCCUGCAGUACGGCCUGUGUCUGGUGUCCAAGUACAGAGACAUCUUCCCCCCAACCCCCAGCGCUACCCCACGUCUUCACACUCUCCUCAGGGUUCUGGUCCAGAUCUGCAAGACACGGGCCUUUCAGAACCUGAAUCCAGCCCAAUUUGACCUACAUCAAGAGGUUACUGAUGCUGUGCUGGGGGGCACACGAGAGUGGUUCAGCCUCAAAAAGGGUCUCCACCAGCCCAUGAAGAAGAAUGUGUCAGAGACAGUGGGCGCCCUCUGCAGGCUAAUAGGAGAGGUGCAAGAUGAUGUCAGGCUCAGUAAGGACGUAUGGAACAAGGUUUUUGUCAGCGCUGUGCAAGUGGAUGUGUUCACCAUAGUCUACCAUGAGCUGGACUCUUUGGUGGCUGUUGAGGUGAAGGACACUCUGGGCAGAGUCGAGAGCCAGAUGGAGCAGGAGACAGCCAACAGCCUGUUCAAGCUGUACCUCAGCUUGCAGGCCAUUCACAAGCAAAAAGCUUUCCUGCAGAAAAGGGAAAACGUGCUUAAGCUGGCAAACUUCCACGCGUGGUUCCGUGAGUCCCUGCCCUUCUGGUUGAGCAAGGCCUACAACACCACCCUGGAGAGAGUCCAGAGGGCUGUGCAGGUGGACCAGCUGAAGCCCCUGCUGGAUGGCACAGUUCCCGUCAAGCACAGCACUUCUGCGGUGGACCUGGCUGCCUGUCUGCACCCCAUCUGUCAGCUGUGGGAGCAGCUUAGCUGGCCAGACCCAGAGGAAGGCUUCAUGCUCAUGGUCAAACUCACUGAGGACAUCUGUAAGAUUGCAGUGACAUAUUGUCACAUGCUAAAGCAACGGGUGCAGGCCCUGUCCGAAAACUCAGACCAUGGCAGCUCUGUCAACAAGCUGUGCGUGGUGGUGAAUGAUCUGGAACACCUCCGCACUGUGCUGAACAGACUUCCUCAGCAGCUCAACUGGGCAGAGCUACGCAGUCGCACGAGCAGCGUGAUUGGAGAGGGCCAGUUCCACAACACUUUGCCUUCCCAGCUGCAGCACACACAGGGGGUUUUAACCCGAGAGAUCCGUUCUGCCUUGGAGACGCUGGGGAAGAAGAUGCGAGCAGACAUUGAGAAGCAUGUGCUCAACAUGGCCAGUCAGCAGAGGUCCGCCAGCCGGUCCACUGAAGAUGCGGUGGUUCCUUUAAUGCGCUAUCUGGAGAAAGAGCUGCAGUAUAUGAACGAGAACCUGGUCCAGGAAAAUUUCAACAGCAUGUUGGCCGUGCUGUGGACCAGCUCUGUUCAGGUCCUGGACCAAGUAUCUCGCCAGCAGAGUGGGGUGAUGCAGUUCUAUCAGAAACUGCACUACACACUGCAGUGUUUGGAGCAAAGCUUCCACGCCGAGGGGAACGGCUUGCCGCUGGACACACUUCACACCGAUGAGUACAAGAGGCUAAAUGCUCACUUGGUGCAGAACUCUCUAAACAGCAAGCAGCUGAUUGAGAAGUUUCUGGAAGGAAAGGUGUUGGAACAGAAGGUGUAUAGUGGAGAGAAGUAUGGAGCAGUCACUUUGAUUGGCUCCUAUAGCAGGUCAGACCAGCGGCUCCACAUAGAGGUCCUCAAUGCUGUCAACCUCCUCCCCAUGGACUCCAAUGGCUCCAGUGACCCGUUUGUUCAGCUCUCCCUGGAACCGAGAUACCUGUUCCCUGAGGUGGAGACCCGCUGCACACAGAUCAAGAAGCGUGAACUCAACCCGCUCUUUGAGGAGGCCUUUGACUUCCUGGUGUCAGCAGAGCAGUGCAAUGCGGCAGGGGCGUCCCUGGUGGUGACGGUGCUGGACCAUGACACCCUCCGCAGCGACGACUUUGAGGGCGAGGCCUUCCUGUCCCUGCGGGCCGUGCCAGGGGUGGGUGGCGGGGGACCCCAAGACCAGCAGAAUCGUACCUCCUCCGCUCAGAUCCGACUGCCCCUCAUGCACCCUAAACCCAAUGCGGACGCUAUCCUGAAACUGCUGGAGACCAGGAAGGACGACCGCGAGGCGCAAGCUUUUGUUAAGCUGCGCAGACAGAGAGAGAAGAUGUCUCAGGAGGUGUGAAUGAGGAAAAGGAGAGAGGGAAAACAACGGGAAGACACACCAUAGACUUCUUUACACAGCAUUCUUAAUUGUCUCUAAUGUGUCUUUUCAAUGCUUUUUAAGAACAUUUCUAGCAGUGCACCGUUCUUACAUUGCAGAUUGCCAUGGUGACAGACGGUAUUCGUCUGCCCAUGUGACCUGUCUGGCUGGUGAGAGCAAAGCGAUGUGCUGCACAGCCAGCCUGUAUGGCUGCUCUGGUCAUGUGACCCACAAACCAGCCACUGCUGCCUUUGUGCCAUGGGACAAGGACAAAGCCCUAUUCUUUUUAAUGCAGUCCUUAACAGCCUAUAUUUUGAUUGUGAAGCCUGAAGAUAUUUUAAUUUAAUGAAUUACUUCCAGUACCCCCCCAAACUAGCAUUAUUUUUUGUAAAUCGUAAUAAGACCACGCUGCAGCGGUUCUUCGGUAUGGAGAACGGCUUUCUAACGAACACGGGGGAGUUCCAGCUUCCCCACAGGAGCCCUUGUUGACACAGCAGACUCUGAGCCCAGCGCACCAUAAGUAUAUAUAACAGAAGCCAAUCAGGGACCACUUUAUAUGUUCCUUUAGGAUGUAGAUUAUGAAGUGUCUUAUGUCUUUUUUCAUUAUUGAUAGGUGAAUAUAUAUAUACUAGCGUAUUCCUCAAACUAUAUACUACUGGAACUACAUCAGUGUUAAAACUUUCAAUUGUGUGUACAAUAAAAAAUUUCAUUGACAUUGA
Anguilla anguilla (European eel) is the source of this 4226-nucleotide messenger RNA. RefSeq names its product unc-13 homolog D (C. elegans) (gene unc13d). The coding region runs from base 133 to 3489 and encodes 1118 amino acids. NCBI's taxonomy places the organism in Eukaryota, Metazoa, Chordata, Actinopteri, Anguilliformes, Anguillidae. The transcript is spliced from 34 exons. The record is from RefSeq and is a predicted model, not a curated record.